Messenger RNA from Brassica rapa (field mustard), 10944 nucleotides. Its product is annotated as putative NAC domain-containing protein 94. The record is from RefSeq and is a predicted model, not a curated record. Lineage: Eukaryota; Viridiplantae; Streptophyta; Magnoliopsida; Brassicales; Brassicaceae. Gene Ontology annotation, biological process: regulation of DNA-templated transcription. Gene Ontology annotation, molecular function: DNA binding.
CUAAAAACCAAAAACUAAAAUCUAAAAACCAAAAACUAAAACUAAAAACUAUUGAAACAAUCAUCACCAUAGAAAAAAAUUGAAAACAUUAUCGAAAAGUAUAAAAAGUUCAAAUUUAAAAAAUAUAAAAAUUAUUAUAAUUUCAUUUUUAUUAUUUUUAAUAUUAUUUAUUUAAAUAAUUAUAUAUUUAGAAAUUAAUAAAGCAAUGGGUAUAAAAGUGUUUUGCCUCUUUAAUGGAUGAGAUAUUUGUAAAAAUGUUCAUUUAAUGAAGGUAAACAUGAAUAAUAGUACAAACAAUGUGGUAAACAUGAAAUUCUCUCUAAUGAUAAAAUAGAUUUCCAUAAUAUUUAGGAUUGAUAGGAUCUGAUCAUCGGCCAGUAAUGGCUUAUCUUGAGGAUAAAGUACCCAGGCGAUAGGGUUAAUUUUCAUUAGAUAAAAGAUGUAUUCGACAAGAUGGUUUAAUGAAAUCCAUUGGUAGAGCCUGGGUAGAUUCAGAGGAAGGUAGUUCAAAGGAUUUUGUUACAAAAAUUUGUAAUUUUCAUCAUGAAAUUGCUAGAUGGCAUAAGAAUAAUCCACCAUAUGGGAAAAGAGAAAAUUAGCAAGCUUAAACAAGCUUUGGAAGAAGUACAAACAGAUAACAGUAGAAAUCAGGAGAAAAUAAUGGAUGUCUCUAAGAAACUACAGAAACUGUACAAUGAUGAGGAGGAGUAAUGGCAAUAGAAGAGUAGGACUAUGUGGCAUACAUCAUGGAAUCUAUACACCAACUUUUAUCAUGCUUUAAGGAAACAACAUCGUACUCGCAAUAGGAUUGUCAGUUUACACGACGCAGACAAACAUUAGAUAACAGGGGAAAAAGAAGUACAAAAGGUUGCAGUGCACUAUUUUGAUAAUCUAUUCAGUACCACUUCUCCCUCAUACUUUAAAAGUUUUUUGGAAGGGAUCACACCAAGCAUCACUUAUCAGAUGAGUCAGCGGUUGAUCAGGAUAGCAACGGAGGAAAGAGGUAAGACAAGCUCUGUUUAUAAUGCACCCAGAUAAAGCCCCUGGAUUGAAUGGCAUGACAUCACUUUUCUUCCAGCACUCUUGGCCUAUUAUAAAGAAUGACCUGCAUGCAAUGUUUUUAAACCCGAUCCGGACACUGAAUCGGACGACAUACCGGGUUGUUGGAUCACUGGAUCGACCGCGGAUAAACCACGGGUUAAUAAAUGAAUUAAUUUUAUUAUAUAAUAAUAUAUCAGAUAUGUAAAUAAAAAUAUAGAAACUAAAGUAUUUCUAAUUUUUUUAAAACAUAAGAUAAUAGUUUGGAUAUGUAUAUAUUUUAUGUUUAAAAACAUUUAGAAAAUACUUAACUUUAGUUUUUAUAUUUUUAUUUUCAUUUGACAUACAAAAUAUCAAAAAAUAGUUUAGACUAUUUAAGAUUUUCUCUUACAAGGUAAGAGUUAUGACAUCUAAAAAUAUCAAGACAUAAAAUUUAUAAAUAUUUAAAUAUCUAAUGUGAAUAAUAAAUUAAACUUCAAAUACAAAAUAAACCAAAAGUAAAAGAUCAUUAUACUAAAUUGUCAAUAACGGAAAUAAACUAACACCAAAUUACAUCAACUAAUUUUGGUUCUCUCUACCAUCGUUCUCUUCAUUUUUUUCAGGUGGCAUAGUGAAAUCUUCAUCAAAAUCUAAAAAUCACAAAUAUGAAACUAAAAAGGAAAAACCUAACCUCUUUUUUUUUUGUCAGCACCUAAUACCUUAAUUGGAAAUUUAGAAUAUAAAACAUAAUCUAAAAACAUAAUACGGUAUCGGGUUUCGGGUUUUACUGGGCUUUUGCGGGUUUCUAAAUAUUGGAUUUUUCACAAAAUUCAAACUGGAUUUUUUCUGGGUCACCGGGUUUACCGGUUCAACCGCGGGUCUGGGUCGGGUUUCAAAACACUGCCUGCAUGGUAUGGUCAAUAAUUUAAACAUUACAAAUAUUUUUCUCAUUCCUGAAAUGGAGAGGCCUACAAGGAUGACGGAGCUACGGCCGAUUAGUCUAUGCAAUGUAAAAUAUAAGAUCAUUUCUAAGGUGUUAUGCCAGAGAUUUAAGACCUGCCUACCCACACUUAUUUCGGAAACACAAUCGGGUUUGGUUUUGUACCUGGAAGGUUGAUUUCAGACAAAAUCCUUAUAUCACAAUAGAUUUUUAAUGGUUUAAUGACUAAUAAGUUAUGCAAGAACAAGUUUAUGACCAUAAAAACAUAUAAGCGUCCCCAAUUGCGAACAUUAAAAAUGUUGAGGGAGAGAAACAACUAACAUGAAUAAAGGUUGCAAGGGUAUGCCCUUCGAUUGCUAUUUGCAGAUGAUAGUCUUUUUUUGGUAAGACACAAAAAUAGGAGUGUCAAACUAUUAUCAGGAUUUUAUAAGAGUAUGAGGAAAUAUCGGGCCAAAUGAUAAAUUUCCAAAAAAUUUCUAUUCAAUUUGGACAGAAGAUUGAGGAAUCCAUUCGGCAGAAGCUUGGGGAUAUUUUAGGGAUUUAGAACAUAGAUGGGAUGGUUCAUAUUUGGGAAUGCCAUAAAAAAUUUGGAGGAUCAAAGACACAAGUUUUUGGUUUUAUCCAAGACCGUUUAAAUAAUCUGGCUAAUGGAUGAACUUUUCAAUUAUUCACCAAAUGGGGAAAGAAAUUGAUUCUAAAAUCAGUAUUUACUGCUUUACCAAAUCACAUAAUGUCUUGUUUUCGUCUACCAAAGGUCGUAACAAAUAAAUUGACGAGUGCAGUGGCACAAUUUUGGUUGAGUUUAGAGGAAAAUACAAAAGGCAUGACUGGAAAUCAUGGGAAAAAUUAUGCAAUCCCAAGGAUGAAGGAAACAUGUGGUUUAAAGAUCUUACAAAUUUAAACACGACCAUAAUUGGAAAGCAAUUUUGGCGCUUGAUAGAGAAAUCAACUGCAUUAUUUCCUCGCGUAUUCAAAGGACAGUACUCCAGGAACGCCUCCCCCGGAAACCAAUUAGAUCAUAUUCACCGUCAUAUGGCUGGCGCAGUAUCGUCUUUGCUAGAUCUCUGGUUAGCUAAAGACUAAUCAAAAAGUUUGGAUCAAGAUCAUCUAUUUCAGUAUGGAAUAAUCUUUUGCUUCCAACCAAUCGCCCAAGACCAUCAAAUAGAAAUUAACACAACCUUUACCCUGAUCUUACAGUGAAUUUUUUUUUAUCAAUGUAACUUCGCAAACAUUGAAUUUACAAGCAAUUCAGGUUUUUUUUUGUGGAUCCCAAUGAUGUGAAGAUUAUAGAAAGCAUACCAUUGAGCUGGACAAAGACAAAAGAUAAAGAUGUAUGACAUUUCACCUAAUGGGAAGUACACAUGAAAUAUGGAUAUAUACAUAUUUCAAAUGAACUAAAUUAAGGAAAUAAAACUAAUAAAACUUAGUUCUAACUAGAAUUAAAAGUAAUAGUGCUUUGAUUUAAAAAAAAAUAUGUGUAACUCAGUAUAACCCGCAAAAUGAGCAACUUAAACAAUCUAAGUUUUUAUGGCUAAAUCAAAAGUCUAAAUGCAAAAAAAACUAAUAAAAUUUAAAUCUAUUUCAGCACAAAAAAUAUUACGGUUAAAUUUAGAGAAAUAAAUACAAUUCAAUAUAUUCAAGUAAUAACCAAUUCAACUAGAUAUUAUAUAUUCAAAUUACAUAUCUAAUUAAAAUAAUAUAAUAUUAUUCAUAAAAUAAUUAAAAUUUAAAUUAGAUACUAAUAAUUUUUUAAUAUAUUUAUUUUGUAAAAAUAUAUGUCCCUGCAUGAGCACAAAAAAACACUUUUAUAUAGAGAAAUUAGGUGGGAUAUACACGAAAGAAGCCGAAAUUAGCUAAAUACCCGUUCCUUUGACCAAAAAAAAAGAGCUAAAUACCCGUUCCCUGUUUAGACCUCUAUGCACUUUAACACCCCUAUUCUCCCUAUAAUCCUAUGUAAUCCUAUGAUAGAUUUGCUGUCAGAAAUAAGAAGAUGUCGAUACGUAUAUCUUGAUAUAAUUAUUAAACCUACUCUAUACAAAUACUGAAAAGAGAAGUGAAAAGUCGAUAUUCACAUAUCUUAAAAAAUAGCUUUUUGUAUUCAAGAGACAUAUCUUCCCCAAGCGAAAGACAUCCGCGAGCAUCUUAUGGGAACACUAUGAAUGUUUCUUCAAGCGUACUACUUAUUCAUGAUCGUGUUUGAUUCACGCUCACCGCACCAAUUUGAUAGAACUCAAGUAUAUUUCUACCAAAAACAGAGGUUACAACGGAAUUACAGAGAAAUCUAUCUUGAAUCUCUUAGGAGAAACAAUCCCAAGCCACAAGGCUCCUACUAACCAACUCCUCUCCCAAUUACAAUUUCAUCUAUUUAUACUUUCUUAGUGUAACCGUUUCUUCUCUUCUCACUUGCAGGUGGACAGCUCGUUAGCUUCUCACGUGACAAUUCCUUUGCUCUUAUGAUCAUACCAAUCUCACACCGAUGCGUCUAUUUUUUUUUAAAGAGAUCUCUAACUUAUAUCUGAGAUGAAUCUAAAUACACAUACCACUAAUUGAGCACUUUUAUUGGUGAUCUCCUAAGAGCUUCAGAGACUUUUUUAUAUGAAAUAUGAUGAGAGAUUUUUUUUUUUUUGUGUGAGACAGAUUUAUUUAAACUUUUACCAAAAAAAAAAAAGUGAUAGACGUUUCUUAUUAUAGUGACUCUGAACAAACAGAGACAAACCAGCUCUAUAAAUGUCCUUGUUUUUCCUGUGCAAUUUUUUAAUGUUAAAAUUUAAUUAGAUAAAUAACUAGCGUUAAGAAUCUAAAGCGUGACCAGCUAUCUAAACAGAACCGAAGGAUAUAGAGGCCUUUCAAAGACGAUUCAAAAUAAAUACUAGGUCUUGAUGCUUUCCCAUAUAACAAAACUGUUUUCAUAACUUCACCACAAGCACAUGAAUCUGUCUUACAAAAAGGCUAUCAUCAGCGAAUAUAUAUUAAGUAUGACACCGGAGGGCUAGUAUGUGCUACCCACAUCCCCGAUAUCUUACUUUGACUCUCCACAUGAUUUAAAAGGCUAACAAUCGCUUCUGUAAAUAGAAUAAAGAUGAAACGAGACAAAGAAUCUCCAUAACAUAUGUCUCUCUAUGGGACAAUAUUCCCAUUGGGCUGGACGUUCAUGAGGAUUCAAUACUUACACAGAUGUAACAAAUAGCAUUAUCCACUCGAUCCACGUUUCUGAAAAACCCAUAUGCUUCAUAACAUAUCUAAUAAGUUUCUAUGACAUAUGAUCAUAUGUUUUGUGUAUAUCUGUUUUAAUAGCCAUCCCCUUAUUUCUCCCACAUUGAUUAGCUUUUAGUGCAUGAAACAUCUUCUAAACGAUCAUAUUAUUAUAUGUGAUCUAUUUACCAGUAACAAAAGCUGAUUGAAUUUCAAAGAUAAGCGCAUCUAAGACUAUUUCAGUGUCUGGCAUUAAAAAAUUGGAAACAAUUUUAUAACUCAAAUUGCACAGAUAGUUCGAAACGGGCCACUAUAACGACCUUAUCUUUCUUCGAAAUGAGACAAAUGUUUGUAUCAUUCAAUCCUUAAACAAUAUUGACACCAUCAAAUAGAAAUUCAUUAACCAUAUGGAAACAAAGUUUUACUUCCCAUUAUUUUAUUGGAGCUGUGAAAUCCUGAUUAAUCGAAUCUGUGAUAUAUAGUCGUAGUGAUGUUAGCCAUUGCUACAAAAUAUGGUCGAAGGUGUAAAUAAUUUCACCUACAUAUAUCUAACAUCCUGUUACAUUCAUAUUUGACAAUAAUUCACGUUAAUAAAUCAUUCAAGGAAUUUUGGACUUAGUUUCAUAUAUUUUCCGUCAGAGAACAUUUGUCGCAAACUAGAGAGUUUAUUAACACGUAACUUUUUUUUUAUUAACACGUAACUUUCUAAAGGAAAAAGAAAAAGAAAAAGAAAAAAAUUUCACAACUUGCCCAAGACUGAACACUUGUUUAGUACGUCAACUUUCUUUUUUGUUUUGUUUUUUUGAGCACAAACCUAAACCAUUAUAUUUAAUAUUUACUACCUAUGGAUUUUUUUAUUUAACAUGCAUGUGCUAGUACUACUAUAUAUAUGCAUGUACUUUGAUAAUCACAGUAUUAGUAAAUAAAGUUUUUAAAAUAUGGGUUGCUGAAAUUAAUGGACUUUCACAUAUAAAGAGAAAGAGAAAACUUAGGUUGAAAGCAAUUGACCAAACUUCUGAACUUGUGUUGCGUGGGUUAAUAAACCCAUGCUUUUUUGGAUUUAUCUCAUCUUGAACGUUGUUUGUUUAUUUUUCUUUAAAAAUAAAUUACCACGAGAUCUUCAUUUCUACAUUAUGUUUUUACAUGUCUCAAACUUGGAGACACACAUAGCAAGCUUAAGUAAUGUAUUCGAUUUAACCGAUGCCUAAUUUGAUUUAGGCUUAACUUGGAAGUUGUUUAACUGAAUUUUAAAAUAUUUCUACGUUUAAAUUGUUGAUUACUUGCUUACUAACGAGAAUUCGAUAAAUCAAGACCUCACAGCUUCGAUAAAUCAAGACCUCACAGCCUCAGUUCUAGAAGGUGGUGUAAAUUAGUCCUAUUUGCGAUCUAGAAAAAGCUCUAGGACCAGACGGGAUAACAAGAUUAUUUUACCAAAAUUUUUGAGAUAUAGGAAAAAGAGUUUAACCCGUAUGGUUACUGAAUUCUUUUUCGAUAACAUCAUUCCUCGAUGAUUGAAUGACACAAACAUUUAUUUCAUUUCAAAGAAAGAUAAGCCAACUGAGAUAGCCCAGUUUUGGCAUUUUAAUUUAGAGAUAUGAAACGUGAGCUAUAAGAUCGUCUCCAAGGUAUUGUGUCAAAGACUAAAUAAAAUCUUACCGGAACAUAUAUCGGAAACUUAGUCAGCUUUUGUUGCGGGUAGACAGAUCACAUACAAUAUUAUGAUAUUUCAAGAGAUAUUUCAUAAAUUAAGAAUAAAUUCAGGAGGUAAACGAAUGGCUAUCAAAAUAGAAUGAGAGUUAUGAGGGCAAUGGGAUAGCUUCUCAUUAAGAGCAAUAUUAUUGGAGGUUUUUUGAUCUUAGGUUCUUAAAAUACAUGUAUGUGUAUAUAUAUAUUAUAUAUGCGUAUUGCGGGGUUCUAAGCUUUACGGGAAACUCAACCGAAAGUUUCUUAUUUAAAAACUUUCGAUUGAGUUUCCCGUAAAGCUUAGAACCCUGCAAUUACAUACGUAUAUAUAAUAUAUACAUACACAUACAUGUAUUUUAAGAACCUAAGAUCAAGAAACCUCCAAUAAUGUUGCUCUAAGAUGGCUACAAAAAUUGAUACAAAGCACAACACCAAAACAGCAACGCCUCAGCCCUGAUUCAGUCCUAACGAAAAGAUCAAUGAGUCAACCAUUGAUCGAUGCUUCAUUGCGAAUCCUGUCAUGAAGCAAAUCUUCCUAACGCAAGAUAAAACUAGAACCUGCCAUCGCAGAAGACACCAAACUUUCGAGAAACGAUAUUGGAUUUUGAUGAUUGUUUGGCAAAUUAAUGACUACAGGAAAUUCCGAACACAGAGCAGCAAUACACUUCAGCAAGAAACGAUAACGAGGCCAAUCAGUAGUUACGAAAAGUCGGUCGAAUAUACGUACAUAAAAAUUGUCGUAAAGGAAAAUGUUUUUCCAUAACCUUUUAUAAUUUAAUAUUAAUGUACACUUUUCAUUUGCGUCACGCCCGAAAUUUUAAGAAAAUAUAUAAAAUGACGAAGAAAAUAAAGAUCAUAUCUUUCUUGCAAAACUCUCCACUUCUCCUAGAGACAUUGGUCUUAUAGCUAUGCAUAACUUUCUGGUCCAAUUAUCAUUUCCCCAUGAACACAUUUCUUGAUAUCUAAGCAACUUCUGUCUUCUUCUCUUCAUGCUCCAAGGCUCUCUCACACACAAUUUCUAUAAAUCUCUCUUACUCUCUUCAUUCUCUUUUGGUAGAUUUAUUUCAUAAUCACAAUAGUACUAAAUUAUGGAUGAUGAAGAAAGCAACAACGUAGAAAGAUUCGAUGACGUCGUUUUGCCAGGGUUUAGGUUUCAUCCCACAGACGAAGAACUCGUAAGUUUCUACCUGAAACGGAAGGUUCUACACAGAUCUCUUCCCUUUGAACUCAUCAAAAAAGUCGAUAUCUAUAAAUACGAUCCGUGGGACCUCCCAAAGCUUGCAGCGAUGGGGGAGAAAGAGUGGUACUUUUACUGUCCAAGAGACAGGAAAUAUCGAAACAGCACGAGGCCUAACCGUGUAACUGGAGGUGGAUUCUGGAAAGCAACCGGAACUGACCGGCCAAUAUACUCAUUGGACUCCACUCGAUGCAUCGGUUUGAAGAAGUCGCUUGUGUUCUACCGUGGUCGAGCUGCUAAAGGAAUCAAAACCGAUUGGAUGAUGCACGAAUUUCGCCUCCCUUCUCUCUCUGACUCUCAUCGCUCAUCGUCGUAUCCCAGUUACAAUAACAAGAAGCAACACCAUAACAUCAACAAUAAAGAGAUUCCUUCAAGCGAUGCUUGGGCUAUUUGCAGAAUAUUUAAGAAGACGAACUCAGUAUCAUCACAAAGAUCAGUCCCACAAUCAUGGCUUCAUCCGGCAAUACCUGAAACCAGCCAAUACAACUCAGUGUCACAAACCACAACUCUUUUUGCUUCAACAGACGUUUUCAGCAACAUACCAACAAGACAAAACCUUAGCUCUUCUCCAGUAGACGAACCCGCAAGCUUCACAGAGUCGGCUGCUGCUUAUUUUGCUUCUCAGAUGCUCGGAGUUCCGUACAACAUAGCUAGAAACAACGGAACAGGGGAUGCUAUGUUUCUGAGAAACAGUGAAACAGAGAAUGUUCUGUUUCCUAGCAACAAUGAGGAUAACUACUUUCACAACUUGGCCGGAGGAUUGACUCACGAGCUUCCGAAUGUAAGAUCAAUGGUCGAGACUGGUUUUGAGACGACCGCUAGUGAGAUGUCGGCGACGUAUUCCCCUCCUAACACUUAAGUUGUACCAUUACCACUUAGCUAGUGUAGGACAUCGCUGAUAUGUGUUAGUUUUUAAUUACCUUUUUAAUGUUACUUUAGUUUUUGUUUCUUGGAGACCAAAAAGAAAGAAAAAAAACUAAGACUUGCUUUGCUUUUUGUAGCCUUCGGCCUUUAGAAGUAACCUAAUCUUGGACAAUGUAACUUUGGUUUACUUUCUUUAUUUGUGAAAAACUUUUGCUUAAGAUUAUGUCUACUAUGAUUUCAAUGAAUCGGUAUUACACAAAAGUCGAGAACUCAAGAUGGCAGAGUUUCUCUAUGGACAUCUCCAAUGGUUGUGUCUAGGGAUAUUAUAUAGGGUUUAUCCAACCCAGCCAAGCCCUAUUUAAACUUAAGCUCAACCAUAAAUGUACCCUAACCCUUUUAGAACCCAUAAAAAAAGUAAAAUAGGGUUGAACCCUUUUCAACCUUCUUUAGACCCUUUAUCUUUUUUUUUUUGAAAGAAUGUUAAAUUUAUUCAAAUCAAAAAAACCUUUUUACAUCAGGUGUAACAUUGUUUUAUUUUUGCAAUAAGAAAAAAAUAUUGAAGAUCAAAACUUAAUCUCUUGCUAACUUCUUGUGGCGAACCAAGCCAUUAGGGCUUUCUGAAAUCGUCGAUCCCCACCCAUACGCAGAGAAGAUAUGCGGUUACGCACACCUUUAUCAAUCCCUUUCAGCAAAGUAACUGAAGUUUGGUGUGCCUCUCCGUGUUUUCUCCCAUUCCUUUCUCGCCAUAUGGAAUGAAUAGAAAUUUGAAACGCGUAUCUGAGAAGAAACAUGUGGGUAGAGUUCCUUCCAGAAUCUGCCAACAAAUUUAGAAUACACCUUUAUCUUUUUUUUUUUAAUAAUGUGAAUACAUGUUAUAUAAUCUCUGGCAAAAAAUAUUAUUUCAUAUAUUAACAUAAAUCAAAGUAAAUGGUUUUUGAUUAAAAUAUUUCUAGUUUAUAAUCUGAAGUGAUUACUGCAGAAAACUUAUUUUUGUGAUUUUGCAGGAAAACUCACUUUUGCGGUUUUGACGGGAAACACAUUUUGAGGAAAAACUCAUAUGUGCGGUUUUGGAAAAACUCACAUUUGCGGUUUUGAAAAGAAAAUCAAUUUUAAGGAUUUAGCGGAACAACUUGUGUCAAUAUUAAGUUUUAAAUGGAAGUACUAAAUUUUUUGGUUAAAGUAUUAACAAAUUCUUUAACCUUUAUAUGUAACAUAAAAAUGUCCAAAAUUUUAGGGAUUAGUGUAGUGUAAAUGAGUUUGUGAAUAUUGUUUUUAGUUGAUGCACUACUGUUUUUAUGUUCUUAUUAAUUUUUUUGAAAAUGAUAUACCAAUCAAAGAAAUUUUAUAUAUUUUUAUUUUUUGAUCAUUUUCAUGUAUCAUUGGAGAUGGUUAAAAUGCCAGCUUAAAAAACCGCAAAAUAGUAUAUAUUUUUUUGAACAACCAAAUACUUAAUUAAGGCCUUAAAACGGCAUUGCAAAGUGAGGAUUACAUACCGCUGAUUGGAAUCAGCUAUAGAGUUCAGACUACGAGGAAUAAAGAAGAAAUGCAGAAAUGAAAAAUAAGAUGAUAGAGUUUCGAUAUCCAGAUUAAGUCCGUAGAUUUCCACAUGAUGUAGCUUCGAGAUGAAUGUGUUGAUUAGGCACUUGAUAGAAACUGUAAUCAUUGCAUAGAUCUAGAUGAUCACCGAUUUUUCUCAAAAGAAAGUAAAGUCUGGAAAUUAUCUAAAUAGAUGUGUCUCUAUUUUUUUUUAUCUGAUUAAUGUCUUCAAAUUGACUUUGUCAUCAUCAAAUCCACUAGAAAUGUAAAAACCUAUAAUUCUAUAGGUAGCGGAAAAAUAUUUGAGAAAGAGACCAAUUGUUUGGUGAAGAAAAAUGUUCUCUUUUUCCAUUACAAGUAGCAAACCAAAAUGGAGGUUUCAACACAGAAUAAAAUUUUGGUCAGGUUAUAACAUCUAAAUGGCAACAUGCAAAAAAAAAUGGCGGUGCAGUCAUAAUAGUAACAAACACACACA